AUGUUAAACUAUUCUCCUAACAUUGUAGAUGGCUUUACUAUAAAUUAUUCUUCUUUAUUUGGCCAAGGAGCAUUUUCUACUUGUUAUAGAUGUACAAAUCCAAAAUUUUCAAUCCCUAUGUGUGUUAAAGUAAUUCUAAUUUAAAUCAUAGAUUAUAUAAUAUACUUAAAAGACUUCUGUUAAUUACAAUAGAGAAAUUGAAAUAAUUUAGAGAGUUUCUAAAGUUGAUUGUAAAAAUCUUGUGAAAAUACUUCAUAUAAAAGAAUAAUAGAAUAGAUGUUAUAUAUUUAUGGAAUAUUGUUUAUAAGGCGAUUUUUAGAAGCUUAUUGAAUAAAAGGGGAGAAUGAAAAAAAGCUUCACAACUGAAGAGAUUUUAUCUAUCCUUAAUUAAUUAAUAAAUGGUUAUAAACAUCUUUAUGAUUUGGGUAUUAUUCAUAGAGAUAUAAAACCUGCAAAUAUAUUGCUAGGAAAUAAUGGAUAUUUAUAAGUAUAAUUAAAUUUAAUUCUAGCUUGCUGAUUAUGGGAUGUCAAAAAUAUUAGAAGAUCCAUGUCAAGAAAUUGAAUAAUCUCAUGCUGGAACUCCAUAUUAUGCUGCUCCAUAAAUUCUAAUUGAAGGAAUAUAUUCAAAUAAAUGCGAUAUCUAUAGUGUAUUAAAAAUAUUAAAUUUAGUUCGGUGUAAUAAUAUAUUAAUUAGUCUAUUAAUAAAUGCCUUUUACUUGUUUCUCACUCAUGUAAUUUGUUGAAGCUGUAAAGAAAUCAAAAUAUGAUAAAAUUUAAAUAAAAAAUAUUCCUAAAGCAUUAGGAGGAACUUAAUAUGAAUAAUAAUAAUUAUUAAACUUUCUAUAAUCUUCAUUAGUGUAUGAAGAAUCCACUAGAAUAAGUUGGGAUGAUCUUUUUAUAUAAUUCCUUGAUCCUGAUAUCUCAGAAAUUAAUGAAACAGAAACUAUUCAACAUAAUUCUUCUACAUAUUAAUUAUAACCAUUGUUAGUAUCUUCUUAAUAAAAACUUUAAAAUGACUAAAAUUCUUAAGAAUCUACUACAUUAGAUAACAAUAAUAAUGUAUCAUAACCAAAAGAGACUCAAUUUAUGAUGUCAAACAACAAACUCAAGAAAGCUAAUUAAACUGGUGAACUUAAAUAAGCAAAUCAAGAAAGUUAUGAAAAUUCUAAAGUUUAAUUUUUUCAUAGUGAUUAAAUUCUAAAGAACCAUUAAGAUUAAUAAUAAACCAUUCCUUAAUAAAGAUAAUUUAAAUUAUAAAAAAAGACUUCAAUUUGUGCAGUUAAAUAAUAUGAUAAUGUUUUAGAAAAGAUGGUAAAUUUUUAUUUAGCCAAGAGCACUUUUGUUGAUAAAUUAAUCAAUACUAUUGAAAAUUCAUCUAUUAUUUUAGAAAAAAAUUAGCAAAGCAUUUAACAAUCACCUUACACAAUGUCUCUAAAUUUACUAAAAUUAUAUUUAUAUGGGUAUUAAUAUUCAAGCUUCUACAACAUUUAUUAUUUACUAUACAAAAGAUAUGUAAAUGCUAAUGAACUAUAAAUAUUAAAGGAAUUAAGUUGGGUAGAUAAGAAACAAUUAGAAGAAGAAAUAUGGAAUUAUUUAAAAAAUUAAAUUAGUUUAAAGUCUAACAUCAAAUAACAAUAUAAGAUUAUUAAAUAAAAGUUUAAGGUAUCAUUAUUAUUCUAAUAAUAUUUUUUAGCGAGAAAUGAAUAGAUUUUAAGAGUAUCAAAAAUACAUUACUGAUUCUUAAUUAUAUAUGGAGGUAAAUCAAUUUAAAUUCAAAGAAAAUGUACACUCUCCUUAAUUAUAUUAUAUCUAAUAUAAGAAACUGUUCUAAGAAAUGUAUCUAUAUUUUGAUUUCGAAGCAGAGUACGAUUAUUUAGAAGAUCAUACAAUUCUUUUUUUAGCUUUUUCAAUAAAAUUCUUUUAAAAUGAAGAAAAAUAUAAAGAAAAUUAACAAUUUUUAGAAGUUGAUAAACAAUUAAUAAUUGAAUUUUAAGAAAGUAAACGAAUCCUAUAUAAAACCUUAAAAGAACACUUUUCAAACUAAUACAAAAUUAAUUGA
Paramecium pentaurelia is the source of this 2059-nucleotide messenger RNA. The record is from the annotation of a GenBank genome assembly. NCBI's taxonomy places the organism in Eukaryota, Ciliophora, Oligohymenophorea, Peniculida, Parameciidae.